AUGAAGGAAAUCACCCGUCUCGCGGCCCUGUCACUAGCCGCCAGCCAGGUCUCGGCCCACUACAUCUUCCAGCAGCUGUCCAUUGGCUCGACCAAAUACGCCGUCGAAAAGUACAUCCGAGCAAACUCAAAUUUCAACCAGCCGGUUGUCGAACUAAACUCGACCGAUCUGAGAUGCAACGUGGGCGCAAACGGCAAGGUCACCGACACCGUCACGGUAAAGGCGGGCGACAAGUUCACCUUUGACCUCGACACGCCCGUCUAUCACCAAGGCCCCGUCUCACUGUACAUGUCCAAGGCUCCGGGUGCCGCCUCAGACUAUGACGGAAGCGGGGGCUGGUUCAAGAUCUAUGACUGGGGCCCCAGCUUCGGCGGCGGAUCAGCAACAUGGAACUUGGCCGGAUCCUACUCGUACAACAUUCCGUCCUGCCUCGCAAACGGGGACUACCUUCUUCGCAUCCAGUCCCUUGCCAUCCACAACCCGUGGCCGGCCGGAAUCCCGCAGUUCUACGUGUCGUGCGCACAAAUCACGGUGACGGGGGGAGGAAGCGCAGCCCCGGGCCCGACCGUUCUCAUCCCCGGCGCCUUCAAAGACACGGACCCAGGCUACACGGUGAAUAUCUACUCCAACUUCAACAACUACACAGUACCGGGGCCCGCCGUUUGGAGCUGCGGAAGUUCCGGCAGCAACCCGGUCACGACGCCAGGGGCGACAACCGCCCAGCCCUCGACCUCGACCUCGACCUCGACCUCGACCGCCAAGCCCGCCACCACUUCCAGCAGCACGACGCUGUCGACAUCGACGCGCUCUGCGGCGCCUAGCACGACCACGACACCUGUGACGUGCGUCGUCGCCAAGUACGGCCAGUGCGGCGGCAGCGGAUACAUUGGGUGCACUGUGUGUGCGAGCGGCUCGAGCUGCUCCGUGUCUAAUGCGUAUUACUCCCAGUGUCUCUGAGUUUGAGCUGCGCGCUGCUGUAUUAGUGGUGGGGUUUUCUGCAUAGAUAUGCAGCGUUGGCACGAUGUAUAUGAUGAGGUAUCCGGGGAGUUGCCUGUUGUGAGGCAAAUAUGUUGUG
Molecule: messenger RNA, 1075 nt
Organism: Lasiosphaeria miniovina
Lineage: Eukaryota; Fungi; Ascomycota; Sordariomycetes; Sordariales; Lasiosphaeriaceae
Product: glycoside hydrolase family 61 protein
Exons: 5
Coding region: 1-957 (318 amino acids)
Biological process (GO): carbohydrate metabolic process
Cellular component (GO): extracellular region
Molecular function (GO): cellulose binding
Source: RefSeq, a predicted model, not a curated record